AUGGCCAAGAAGAUCCCUGCACAAGCAUUCUAUGAAGAAUAUCACGGGCACCGAGUGGAACAUCUGCGUCACUUGGUGACUCUCAGCUCAGUUAGCGCCCCUGCCAGUGUCGAUUUUCGAGGGGAUUCGACCUUGGACAACAAGCACUGGCUCUUUCAGGGCGGGAAAAGUUUGCCGGAAGAGAAAUCGAAGAGCGCGGCCUUGAAUGGCUAUGAGGAACUGCUGGAGCCUGCUCUGAUGAUGCACGAUGUGAGUUUCUGGGUGAACUACGAGCUGGCAAAGGCAAAAGUGGAACCGCCCAUCGUGUGCAUCAAUGGAGCGGUAGAAGAGUCGUGCAUCAGUCAGAGGGAAGUGGAAGGUCUAUUGGCACAGGACAAAUUCAUUCGCGACAGCCUGACGGAAGACGACAUCUUGGUGGUAGACGUGGGUGGGAACGAUGUGGCUUUGCGGCCCACCUGCGGGAUUAUCCUGAACAUGGCGCUGCUGCUGUACCUGACGCCCACCUGUCUCAUCCGUUGUUGUCCCUGGCUGGUGCCAGGCAUGUGGUACUUCAUCUACAUGUUCCGCGUGCGGCUGCGCAAGAUCACGGAGAAACUGAUCGCUGCGCGAAAGCCGAAGAAGGUGAUCAUUUGCAUGCUAUACUUCCUGGACGAAUCGCCUGGUGGCAGUUGGGCGGAUGGGACGCUGAAGGCACUGGGCUAUGAUCGCAAUCCCGAGAAGCUGCAGACGGUGAUGCGUCAAGUCUACUCCAUGGCUGUGUCUCGAAUUCGCAUCCCCGGCACUGAAGUGGUGACAUUACCAUUGUACGAGGUCUUAGAUGGAAAAGACACCAACGACUACGUGGCACGUGUGGAGCCCAGUGACCCCGGCGGUCACAAGUUGGCCGUGGCGCUGAAAGACGCCAUCCUCGACGAGCGCCACGGCCUCGUUUCCGUCCUGGGAUGA
Cladocopium goreaui is the source of this 945-nucleotide messenger RNA. NCBI's taxonomy places the organism in Eukaryota, Dinophyceae, Suessiales, Symbiodiniaceae. The record is from the annotation of a GenBank genome assembly.